This is a messenger RNA of Cryphonectria parasitica EP155, 2545 nucleotides long. RefSeq lists its product as uncharacterized. The transcript has 2 exons. Gene Ontology annotation, cellular component: VCP-NPL4-UFD1 AAA ATPase complex. The coding region runs from base 227 to 2545 and encodes 772 amino acids. Gene Ontology annotation, molecular function: polyubiquitin modification-dependent protein binding. The record is from RefSeq and is a predicted model, not a curated record. NCBI's taxonomy places the organism in Eukaryota, Fungi, Ascomycota, Sordariomycetes, Diaporthales, Cryphonectriaceae.
CACCAACACCUGAGAUUGUAAACAACUGGUCACCACUCAUGAAUGGAUGAGCACUCCAGAGGUUUCUGAACAUGUUGAAUUUAUCAUGACACUGCUUUGAUAUUACAGGGUACAGCGCAGACCUGCUGCCUCCUCGACCUCCUCAUCGCCCACCCACACGCCCACCGCAACCGAUUAACAACAGUUGGGCAUUUGCCCCGCCUCAUUCCUCCGCAUAACAUAUAUCAUGGCGGAUCAACCAAUAUCUCUGAGGUGGUCGGCCUCUUACAGCGUUGUUCCUUCUUCCGACCGGGCUGCCAGAGGUCUCGAGGGCGACAAGAUCCGCCUGCCACAGACAGCCCUCGAGAACCUCCUUUCGGAGUCUGCCAAGCAGACGACCAACCUUGGUUCUGCCUACGAUCCUUCGAACCCAUAUAUACGCUCUGCUAGACCUGAAUACUCCGAUUCCUUGGCCGGAUUUGUCGGCCAGCUGCCGAAUCCUCUCAUGUUCCGACUAGUCAAUCCUAUCAAUGGGAACAUGGUCUACGCAGGCAUACGUGAAUUUUCUGCCGAGGAGGGGGAUGUUGCACUGAGUCCGUAUCUCAUCGAGGCUCUGGACAUCAAAGAGGGCGUCGUCCGCUCAGGUGAUGGCCAUACUGAGCAGCAGCAGACCCUGGAGUCGACUGGAUUCAACGGGUCUGCAGAUCAGCCACAAAUACGAGUAGAGGCAAAGACAUUACCGAAAGGAACAUAUGUCAGACUACGGCCGCUGGAGGCUGGGUACAACCCAGACGACUGGAAGGCGCUCUUGGAACGGCACAUGCGCGGCGCAUUUACCACUUUGACCAAGGAUGCGGUGCUGUCGGUUCGCGGUGUCAAGGGCGAGACCUUCCAGUUCCUGGUAGACAAGUUCGAACCCGAGGGCGAUGGUAUCUGUGUCGUGGACACAGACUUACAGGUCGACAUCGAAGCCCUGAAUGAGGAGCAGGCACGCGAGACAGUGCGGCAGAUCAUGGCCAAGGCGCAGAGGGCGCCAGGAACUGCCGAUGGAAGCUCGGCCGGUGGCCCAAUCGAUAUAUGGAAGCCAUUGCAGGGUCAGGUGCUGGAUGGAGAAUACGUUGACUACGAGCUCGACUCGUGGGACAAGAGCCGGGACCUAGUGAUCGAACUGAGCGGUAUCCAGGACGGUGACGAGAUCGAUCUCUUUGUCAGUCCUCAUUCUGCCCGUUCUCGUGUUCCACCCCGGGACUCCGAACAUGUCUUUGGCGAGCUGUCCACCCCGUUGCAGGGGAGCAAGGAGAUUGUGCUCUCUGCGCGGAAUGCGGAGUUGGACGGUGCAGAUGGUCUGUGGAUAUCGGUCCACGGGUACUCCCCAGCGGAGGGUACUCCGCCUACGGCACGACCACGGCCUUUUAUAUUACGCGCGAGAGCUGCUUCGGAUCAUGAUGUAGCAGGUAGUCCAGACGAUGCGGUGGAACAUCCAGCAGAUGAAGAGCGGUGCAAGAACUGCCUCCAGUGGAUACCAAAGCGCACCAUGAUGCUGCACGAGAACUUUUGUUUGCGCAAUAAUGUGGUAUGCCCACACUGCAAGAACGUGUUCCAGAAACGCUCUUUGGAAUGGCAGAAUCACUGGCACUGCGACUUUGGUGAUGGAUUCGGUAGCAGUGCUGUGAGCAAAGCCAAGCAUGACGCGAUAUUCCACACACCACACGCUUGUCCUAGCUGCGGGCCAGAGCAGACAUUUCCCUCUCUCCCUCUCCUGGCACGGCAUCGCACAACCGUGUGCCCAUCAAAACUCAUCCUCUGCCAGUUCUGUCACCUGGAAGUGCCGCAGGAAGGCGACCCUGCCGACCCUGCGUCGGAGGCCGAGACAGCUAUCACAGGUCUUACGCCCCACGAGCGGGUGGACGGUACCCGUACAACAGACUGCCACCUCUGCGGCAAGAUCAUCAGGCUCCGGGACAUGCCAGCGCACAUGGCGAAUCACGAGCUCGACAAGAAAUACCGCGAGGCACCACAGAUCUGCCGCGACAAGCUCUGCGGACGAACCCUGUAUGGUGUUGGGCCGCGAGGCCAGAUAGGCGCAGGACUGCGCAUGGGUCAGGGCCCCGGGAACGACCUCGGUCUCUGCUCCAUCUGCUUCUCGCCUCUGUACGCUUCCAUGCACGACCCCGAGGGCAUGGCUAUGCGGCGGAGGAUCGAGCGGCGCUACCUCACGCAGCUGAUGUCAGGAUGUGGGAAGAGCUGGUGUGCCAACGAGUGGUGCAAGACGGGACGGAAGAAUGUCGGUCUCGGGGCCAGGGCCGUGACGGGCGGCACGGCAGGGCUGAUGGCCGAGGUGAAACCACUUGUGGCGGAGGUGGACGAUAAGAGUAAACCCAUGUUCUUUUGCGUGGACGAGGGAGGGCAGAAGCGGCGGAUGGUGGCGGACGUGCUCGCCUCUGAGGGCCUCUGGGAGCUAGAGUGGUGCGUUGCUGCUGCUGAGUCUGAAGGGCCGAAUCUCGACAAGGCGCGGGAAUGGUUGAAGAACUGGGCCCCUAUAAAGGUUGGAAAUAGAUCAAGGUGA